Molecule: messenger RNA, 267 nt
Organism: Macrosiphum euphorbiae (potato aphid)
Lineage: Eukaryota; Metazoa; Arthropoda; Insecta; Hemiptera; Aphididae
Source: the annotation of a GenBank genome assembly
AUGCGUCCCUUUCCGAGAGCUGUAGUUGCACAAAAUGAAGCUAAAAAAGUAUUCAAUAAGCGACUAAGCAGAGCACGACGUGUUGUCGAAAAUGCCUUUGGUAUUUUGGCACAAAAGUGGCGAGUCUUUUUUAGACCUAUUGAAUUAGAAGUAGAUACUGCAGAACAUGUUGUCAAGGCAGUUUGUUGUUUACACAAUUAUCUCCGAAGUACCUCCACAAUUGAAAACGAACCAGAAGAAGAAGACGAUAUUUCACCUAGGUACUAA